Messenger RNA from Cercopithifilaria johnstoni, 507 nucleotides. The record is from the annotation of a GenBank genome assembly. Lineage: Eukaryota; Metazoa; Nematoda; Chromadorea; Rhabditida; Onchocercidae.
AUGCCUGUGGUUAAACGAGGACUCGUCGCUCCACAAAAUACAUUCCUUGAAAAUGUUAUCAGACGUUGCAAUAAUUCUGAUACUAGUUUUAUAUUAGCAAAUGCUCAAAUAGUAGAAUAUCCGAUCGUGUACUGCAACGACGGUUUUGCUAAGAUGGUAGGAUAUUCAAGGGCUGAAAUUAUGCAGAAACCUUGCUCACUUUCCUUUAUGCAUUCGAGCGAUAGUAGACCGGAAGCAGUGAAGAAGAUUCAAAAUGCGCUCGAUAUGUGUAAACAUGAACAAACAGAAAUUGGUUUACGUAGAAAAAACAGAAGUCUCCUUUGGCUAUUGGUGUACAUCGCUCCGAUCAAGAAUAAUCAUAAUCAGGUGGUACUGUAUUUGUGCCAAUUCAGGGAUAUCACACCUUUUAAAGAGCCGCUUGAUGAAAAUAAUAGAGGUAAGGAUGUUUCGCUUUAUUUAUUCUAUAGUAAAAGCUUUCUGUACUACCAUAUGAAAUUUUACUUUUAA